Molecule: messenger RNA, 2415 nt
Organism: Hydatigera taeniaeformis
Lineage: Eukaryota; Metazoa; Platyhelminthes; Cestoda; Cyclophyllidea; Taeniidae
Source: the annotation of a GenBank genome assembly
AUGAUGGAUACUGAUUUGGGCAUUUGGGUCUAUGCUCCUGUCUUAGCAUCGCUUUUGGAAUCUUCGGUGAAUGAGGCGCAAGUGGUUUGGAGCGGCAUCGGCGGGCUUUUUCGUAAUCGCUUCAACGAGUCCCCGCCUGCCCCUUGCAUCACUCAGGCUAAUGUGAAUAACUUGGACCAGAGCAUUCAGCUUGAUGCAAAUUUGAAUGCAAUCCUUGAAAGUAUGCAAAAGGUUGCCAAUGAAGUGGAACAGGAAUCAAUUGUUUCCGAAGCGGAACGAUGUACACUGCAAGAUACGACUGUCACCUACUUAUUGUUUUCAGACUCGUGCGACAAUAUCAAAGAAUAUAAUAGCACUGUGAAGAGCAUUAAAAAAUGGGUGCAACCGAUUCAGUCAAGUAUUACUUUCCGGGAUUCGUUUGGGUCUAUUUCUAAUGACACUAUCGACGGCAAUCACAGUGCACCUCCUAGUACAAUUUAUCUGAGCGAAUUCCUCGUGGAGCUUGCGGUCAUUAGUAACCGUACCGGGGCAGAAUUUUACAGCACCACAAUGGAGGCAAUCACAGCCUAUGCUCCUCCUGUUCGCAACAGUAUGUCCAUCAAAUUCCUACAAAAUGUGGAAUCGACAAUUGCGACAGUCUGCUCUAGCCUGCUUCAAGAAAAGCAAACCGGAAUCACUUUUAUCUAUGAUGACAAUAACAAACUGAUCUUCCUCAUUCGACUGUUAAAGAAUGUCUACUUCAGCACAAUAUACCUGCCCAGUGGAUGGGAGAAUAAUAGCACUAUUAAGGAUAUCUUAAUUCAACAAUUUCAAAACACCGUUGUUCCGCAAACAUAUGUCCUCCUCUUCCAAGAUGAGCACAGCGAAUCAUACACUAACGACUUUCUCGGCCUGGCUAUGCUACACCAACAACUUCGAGAAGGCAUACAAAUUAUCUUAUUUUCUACUUACAUUCCCUUCUAUGAGAAUGGCACCGGAUUCUCAAUUCCAGUAAUGGACACGCUUGCAUUCCUGGCAAAAGUUAACUAUGAAUUGGUCAUUUUCAAGCAAAGUUUAGGCGAGCCCUACUACGAGAAAAUGCUCAAAGCAAUUGAAAAUCGCGAAAUCUACGUGGGAUUCACACCAGUUCCACUCUCUACAUUAAGUACAGGAAAUUUGUCGAGCUCAUCCGCAACCUUGACUAUUUCCUUCACACUGGUUCGCCAACGCCCCUCUCGACCAGCAGACUUCCUUCUGCUGUUACGGCCUCUCUCUCUGCCCGUAUGGCUGGCCAGUGUAGUCUUAGCUUUCAUUUUUACUGGACUUUUGAUGGUUUUUGGUCACCUCAAACCCGUUAUCAUGCGAAACCUGGCAGAGGGCGAGAUGACCUCGAAGCGAGAUCUCUUUGAGGUAUCAGCGCUUGGUGUGGCAUCUACAUUCUCACUCACCAAACUGCAAAUUAUUCCUACCACUCUAUCCAGUCGCAUCUUUGCCCUCCUCAUGUGGAUGUUCUCCUACCUUCUUCUCGUGAUCUACGCUAGUGCCAUGAUGACAAUUUUGCUCAGAAUAAGAACACCUUCGAAUGCAGACAUCACAGUUGACACGGUGUUGGAUAGCAAAAGCUGCCAAAAACUCAUCGUGAUCGAACAUGGCAUCGGUUAUGACUCUAUCAUCGCAUCGCUCCAUAACAUUUCAAAGUCGCACACCCCGGUCAACUCCGUUCAAGCAGCCUACGAUGCCCUUAUGAAGGAUGACAAAACCGUUCUUCUGGCUUCUUCAAUCGAGGCGUCGUACAUUGGCGUCAUGAAUUGUGCAUUGGAAAUGAUUCCCUAUACAAGUUUGUAUGAAAUAAUAUUGAGCUUCCCAUACUACAAACCGUGGACAUUUGGCUCUGAACUAGACUACUACUUCUCGAUAAUCAGCAAAUCCGGCAUUCUUACCAAUGCAGCUUCAGUAUACUUUGAAACAGGACGUUGUUAUCAACCGAACUAUAAUGUACCAAAACCUAGUGUUCUUGAGCUUGGAGAUAUGGCAAGCAUCUACAUCUUCCUACUCAUAGGCAUCAUAGUCUCUUUCAUUAUAAUGGGUCUGGAGCUACUCGUCAAGCACAUUGUCGGUAAACAAGAGGCGCAAGAACGUACUCUCCUCGUACCAGGAAGGCAAUACACAGCGAAAAUCGUUUCAAUCAAGCGAACCGGUGUCAACGUAAACGUUGCUGAUCGGCCAGAAGUUGUUUUCAUUCCAAAUAGUCAACUUCACACGGAUCCUCUCAAGGUAACUCAGAUGCUAUUUCACCUAAUCAAAUCGUUCUUAACUCAUGUCUACAACGCAUUAGACAUGGGUUUGGCGGUAGGCGACUCCAUUGAAGUGACAUACUUCGGCAAAGCCAGCGACGGGGAGACUGAACUCUUCUGCCGGCAUUUUCCGAAUGAAUAA